Pteronotus mesoamericanus is the source of this 5993-nucleotide messenger RNA. RefSeq names its product kinesin family member 3B (gene KIF3B). Gene Ontology annotation, molecular function: ATP binding; microtubule motor activity; microtubule binding. Gene Ontology annotation, biological process: mitotic spindle organization; spindle elongation; microtubule-based movement. The coding region runs from base 389 to 2632 and encodes 747 amino acids. Lineage: Eukaryota; Metazoa; Chordata; Mammalia; Chiroptera; Mormoopidae. Gene Ontology annotation, cellular component: microtubule associated complex. The record is from RefSeq and is a predicted model, not a curated record. The transcript has 11 exons.
AUCCGGGGCAGCCGGGAAUGGCUGAGUCCGGGAUUCGCCGCCGUCCCUGCCGUCGCCGCCCGCUUUCAGUUGGCGCCGCAGAUGAGGAAGCUGAGGCUCAGAAAAGUGAAUGACUUGCCUAAGAAUCUUAUGCCUAUUGAGUGAUGGAGCAGGACACGUUUCCAGGCCACCUCCCUCUUUUAAAUAGAGGUCUUCCUGUGGCUCCCUACCCAGAUGAAUGGCAGUCUAAUAAUUAAAGUGAAAAGUCAUUACACAUGCCCAUGUUCACUACAGCAUAAUUCACAAUAGCCAAGAAGUGGAAGCAGCCCAAAUGUUUACGGGCAGGACCUUAGCGUCUUGAGGCAUUUGGGAUUCAUCACCCUCACGGCUGACCUGGUCGGAGUUCAGCAUGUCCAAGUUAAAAAGCUCAGAGUCGGUCAGGGUGGUGGUUCGCUGUCGGCCCAUGAAUGGCAAGGAAAAGGCUGCUUCAUAUGACAAGGUGGUAGAUGUGGAUGUGAAGCUGGGGCAGGUGUCUGUGAAGAACCCCAGAGGAGUGGCCCACGAAAUGCCCAAGACCUUCACCUUUGAUGCAGUCUAUGACUGGAAUGCCAAGCAGUUUGAACUCUACGAUGAGACGUUCCGACCGCUCGUGGACUCUGUCCUGCAGGGUUUCAAUGGGACGAUUUUUGCCUAUGGACAAACUGGGACUGGGAAAACCUACACAAUGGAAGGAGUCCGUGGUGACCCUGAAAAAAGGGGAGUCAUCCCUAACUCAUUUGACCAUAUCUUCACCCACAUCUCUCGAUCCCAAAAUCAACAGUACCUGGUUAGGGCUUCCUACUUAGAGAUCUACCAGGAGGAGAUCCGCGAUCUGCUCUCGAAGGAUCAGACCAAAAGGCUUGAGCUCAAAGAGAGACCUGACACUGGAGUGUACGUGAAAGACCUGUCUUCCUUUGUUACCAAGAGUGUGAAGGAAAUAGAGCACGUGAUGAAUGUGGGGAACCAGAACCGUUCUGUCGGUGCUACCAACAUGAAUGAGCACAGUUCGCGGUCUCAUGCAAUUUUUGUUAUCACCAUCGAGUGCAGUGAGGUGGGCCUCGAUGGCGAAAACCAUAUUCGUGUAGGGAAAUUGAACCUUGUAGAUCUUGCUGGCAGUGAACGGCAAGCCAAGACCGGUGCGCAAGGGGAAAGACUGAAGGAAGCGACCAAGAUUAACCUGUCCCUUUCUGCCUUGGGUAAUGUCAUCUCUGCCCUGGUGGAUGGAAAAAGCACUCACAUUCCAUAUCGGGACUCAAAGCUUACCAGACUCCUCCAAGAUUCUCUUGGUGGCAACGCUAAAACUGUGAUGGUGGCCAAUGUGGGGCCUGCCUCCUACAAUGUAGAAGAGACUCUGACCACUCUGAGAUACGCCAACCGUGCCAAAAACAUUAAGAACAAGCCGAGGGUCAACGAGGACCCUAAGGAUGCCCUCCUCCGAGAAUUCCAAGAAGAGAUUGCUCGGCUCAAGGCCCAGCUAGAAAAACGGUCCAUUGGCAGGAGAAAGAGGCGAGAGAAGCGAAGGGAAGGUGUUGGCAGUGGUGGGGGUGGGGAAGAGGAGGAGGAGGAGGGAGAAGAGGGUGAGGAGGAAGGGGAUGAUAAGGAUGAUUAUUGGCGGGAACAGCAAGAAAAGCUGGAGAUUGAGAAGCGGGCCAUUGUAGAGGACCACAGCUUGGUUGCAGAGGAGAAGAUGAAGCUGCUGAAAGAGAAGGAGAAAAAGAUGGAGGACCUGCGGCGGGAGAAAGAUGCCGCUGAGAUGCUGGGUGCCAAAAUCAAGGCCAUGGAAAGUAAGCUGCUUGUUGGAGGGAAAAAUAUAGUAGAUCACACAAACGAACAGCAGAAAAUUCUGGAGCAAAAACGGCAGGAAAUUGCAGAGCAGAAACGUCGAGAAAGAGAAAUCCAGCAACAGAUGGAAAGUCGAGAUGAGGAGACUUUGGAACUUAAAGAGACAUACAGCUCAUUGCAGCAAGAGGUGGACAUCAAGACCAAAAAACUCAAAAAGCUCUUCUCCAAGCUUCAGGCAGUGAAGGCAGAGAUCCACGACCUCCAAGAAGAGCACAUCAAGGAGCGGCAGGAGCUGGAGCAGACUCAGAAUGAGCUCACCAGGGAGCUGAAACUCAAGCAUCUUAUUAUAGAAAACUUUAUCCCUCUGGAAGAAAAAAGUAAAAUUAUGAAUAGAUCCUUCUUUGAUGAAGAGGAAGAUCAUUGGAAAUUACAUCCUAUAACCAGACUGGAGAAUCAGCAGAUGAUGAAGCGGCCAGUCUCAGCUGUGGGAUAUAAGAGACCAUUGAGCCAACACGCAAGGAUGUCAAUGAUGAUUCGUCCAGAGGCCCGAUACAGGGCAGAAAACAUUGUGCUGUUAGAGCUGGACAUGCCCAGCCGGACCACCAGAGACUACGAGGGCCCCGCCAUUGCCCCCAAAGUCCAGGCUGCAUUGGAUGCGGCUCUGCAGGACGAAGAUGAGAUACAAGUGGAUGCGUCAUCCUUUGAAAGUACCGCAAAUAAGAAAUCCAAGGCCAGGCCUAAAAGCGGAAGGAAGUCGGGAUCCUCCUCUUCUUCCUCAGGAACCCGUACAUCUCAGCUUUAUCCACAGUCUCGAGGGCUGGUUCCAAAGUAAAGCCAGUUCCUCCUCUCCCGGGGUUUAAACAGUGUUUGCCUUCUGAGAGAAGAGAUGAGCAAAUACCUGCAGAGAUGACUCCAGCCCAAACUCAGAACCAUUCCCCUGGGGAGAAGUGAUGGCCUCUUUGCAGAUUAACCAAUUUAAUCUGGCUGAAAGGUGCUGGUCCAGAUCCGGCACUCAGCACUGUCCUUUAAUUAGCAUCUCAGAAAUGCAUGGGUAAGGUAAAGCGCGGUAGUUGAAGUGGAAAGCAAGAGAAUGACCAGUGACCUUGCUUCCCUUCUCCCUUGCCUUCUUCUCCUCUCCCUACCCUAGCCUUCCGUCCUCUCCCCUCUCCUUUUCUAGCCUGUUCUUUACACUGGGCUCCCUUGUUGAGCAAUAGGGCAGAAUCAGGAGUCAUCUUAGUGGGACCAAGUCUUUGGAGCCUCAGGAUACAAUGAAAGUAAGGUUGAAAAAUGAAAGCCCUAGAACUUGAAUAGUGCUGUUCUUGUAGGUUGAAAUGAGAAAUCUCAUUUGGAUCCAAGCCCCAACUGGGCAUGAUCCAUGCUCCUCAGUAAAAAGUGGAUCUGCUUUUGGGAUCUGCUGAAUAAGGAAAUGUUUUCCGAGGAAGCUACCACUUUCUGCUCCGGAAGGAUUAAUGUUGGCAGCAAUAGAAAUCACAUUCCCUUUGCCUCCUUGGAGAGUUUAGGGAAACAGCUUCUUUAAAACCUCAAAACCAUGACCAUCCUGUCAAAGACGUUAAUCUGUAAGCUGAUGCCAUGUCCAUACACCGUGUCACUUUACUCUUCAUUUGUCACCAUCUUUAGCCAAGCGCGCGUACUCUGAGCGUCCCUUCCUCGGCCCGUCUGCCUCCAGAGCACGCUUUGCAGUGGGCCUACUUUGUGGGAGAGGGGAGGCUGGCUCUGUCUUCUCUGAUGGGACAAGAGUAGGGGGAAUGAGACAUAUGGUGGCACUUUUGAAUUCCCCAUUUUGUUCCAUAUUUGAAUAGAGACCCUAAGGGUGACUAGGCAGAUGCAGAGGCAGAGACACGAGGCUCGAUGCAGCGUGAAGGGAAGACCUAACAGGUGAAAGCAAAGGAACCCUGCUUGCCUUCAGCUGAAAGUCGCCUAAUCCUAGAGUUGUGGCUCCCCCCAGGCAGAACCAGAAGUGGUGGCGAGGAGCGGCUGUGUGAUUGAAUAGGCUCAGAGGAGAGAGUUAGAAAUUCCCGUUUACAUAAACUAGUGUGGUUUAUAGGUUUUAGUUCUUUGUAUUAUUGAAAUUCAGAGCUUCAUUUUUAUGUUGGUCAUUAAGUGAAUGUUACUCCUUUUCCCCCAAGAGAAGCUCAUAGGUGUGCGUGGGUGUGCAAGCACAAUGGUGCCAGUGUUCUUUGAGUGUGUCCCUGUGCGUCUGUAAGAGAGAGAUAGAGACCAAGAACUUGCCCCAUGUUAGAACGACACUAAUGUCCAGUUGUUACCUGUGUCCGCAUUAAAGGCCCACUGAAUGACGAGUGCAGGCUGGAAGCGCUCCCCUGUGGGUGUCUGAGUCCAUGAGCCAAGCCUGAGGGGACAGUGUAAGUCCCCAGGUCUGCCACACUGGUGUACCUUGCUGGCACGGUGCCUCAGGAAUGUGGCGACUCAGGUGGGCCUUGAGUUAUAUUUUAACUUAGCUGCUCAGUUCCCAGGGCACAUUUCAGGAUCAGAACCUGUGGGUGAGAGGAGGAACCAAGUGCAAUGUCUUAGCGUUCUACAAAUGGAGGUCUGCCAUCUGGCAGCUGAUCUCCUUUUUCGUAACCAUUCUUUCUGAACCCAGGGCCCUUUUCAGUAAUUCCCAGAGCAUAAUGGAGCCUUCCUUCAUCUUUCUUGGGAUCAAACCCUGCUUCUUCUUAUUUAGUAAAAUUUUACCUGUUUGAAUAGGAACCAAAUAACAAGGUGAUAGCCUAAGAUUACCUGCCGGUUACACCUGUCUGUUGCACCACAUUUUUUCAGAACUAGUAUGAAUUUUGUAGGCUGAAAAUAUUCACCUGGCCAGUCUGAGAACUGAACACUGCAGGUAACACAGUACCUUAUUACAGAUGUCCCGAGGUGGCUAUCUGACCAAGGGUGGUUAAGUGACCGUAGAACUUUUCUAAAAAGGCAAAAGAAGAAAGCCAGUUGACAAACAGGGUGAGUAAAACAAGCUUGCCUUGGUCUCAGCCGUGUUCAUCUGGUGGUCUGUGAGGAAAGCGGAAGAACACCUGUGUGAAGGAGAAGCCUUCCUUCCCAAGCAGUCUCUGGUGCUUUUCUUCUCUCAAAGUGGAUCCGAUAAAUAUUUGAAUAGAGCAGACAGUAGAAUGUCUUAUUGCUACCAGACAGCUGCUGCUUUCGGCUCUGAAUUGAGCCAAACGUUUGGAGGACCUCCCAAGCCCACCGAGGGACCAGGUUUUCCUGUCUGUAGUCGUGCUUCAAUGUCUCAGGCCAUCUGAGGGCCUUCGUGCCAGCAGCAGCUGGUGGAGUCUGGAAGCCAACCUAACAGUAUUUAAGGAGAUCAUCUGGAGAAGGAGUUUGAGACUGUGUGUGCAGCCCUCACCAGGCCCCAUUUUGCUCUGAUCAGUAGGAAUGUAUUUGGCUUCCUAGUUUAAAGUCAUAUGUCUCGCAGACCCCUGGAUUCAGAACCCAAGGCCAGAAAUCAUAGGCAUGAAGCACUUUCUUAAGACUGACCUAACAUUGGAUUGUUCCCUGUUGAAUGCCUGCCUGCAUGCUGCUUGAACCGCACCACCCACACCUCCAUGACCAAGUGCAUCAGAGAGUUCUGCAGCUCAGGUGUGGGCCGCUCUCUGCUUUUCCUGUCUGACUCUUGUAAGUCCUCUCUCACUGAAUGUAAAAUUGUUGCCAAGUUGCUGAGAAGUGUCGAUACCCUGCCGUUAACAUGGGAUAUCAGUUCUGCCUCACAUUUCCCACUUGAGGUCAAGGUUCACUGCAAGCAACAGCUUGGGCCAUCUGAACACCAUCAGUGGUUGAAAAUGGGGCUAUUAAUAUACUCUAAAAGCCAUAAUCAAAAUGCUCAGAGGGAACUGGAUAAGAAUAGUGGGCCUGGCUGUUGUCUAUCUCGCAAGGUUUUGUCUUGUACUGUUCAGAAAUCUGCCACCUUUCUCCCUGCCCUUGUUUCUUGAAUGACAUGCUUUUGAGGUUAUUUAUGAAAGGAGUAAUCCUGGUGCAGGAAGGAGGCAGUGGGCUUUAUGGCUCAUUAGAGUUACUAUUGAUCUUGACCUUCUCUUUGGCUACCUUUAGACAAAGAAUAUGCCAAUACUUGGGGCUUGAAGUUUUACAGUUGAUAUUUAUUUGUAUCAUCUCUUUGUCUAGGAAUGUAAAAGUGAUUCUAAACUAAGAUGUGUAAUAAAAACCAG